Molecule: messenger RNA, 4455 nt
Organism: Xenopus laevis (African clawed frog)
Lineage: Eukaryota; Metazoa; Chordata; Amphibia; Anura; Pipidae
Gene: dnaaf9.L
Product: dynein axonemal assembly factor 9 L homeolog
Exons: 37
Coding region: 288-3797 (1169 amino acids)
Source: RefSeq, a predicted model, not a curated record
GUAGGGUGCGCGUGCGCGUAGGCGAGGGAGAGCGCUGUCAUUGGCUGUGGCUGGGAGGAAGCGCGCGCUGUGUGAGAGGAGAGGAUGCAGUAGUGAGUACGAGCCCUGUGGGAGAAUAGAAGCCAGUCGGGAGCGCGCGCGUGAAGGGAAAGAAAAGCGUGCACGCUGGAAGGUCGCAGUGAUUGGCGGUGUAACGGACUGACUGGAGAGGGAACAUUCGGUACCGGGGAAGGGAGUGGAAAUCAAGACAAGUGUGUGGAAUUACCGGGGCGAGAGGCCGGGACACCAUGUCCUUCCACCGUCCUCUGUCAGUGGGGAGAAGCCGCCGGUACCAGCACUGCUCUCCUGCUGGAAGUUGCAGUCGUCUGAGAAAUGUACAAGAGAUUCUCAACAAAAAGAGCAAAUCGAUUCCAGAUGGAAUUCUCUGCAUUUUAGGAAUUGACAGCCGGUACAAUGAAGGGUGCAAGGAGCUUGCAAAUUAUUUGCUGUUUGACUUGUACAGCCAACGAAACACAGACUUUGAAAGAACAGCCUUUCCUGAAGAAGUCCUGGACGAUGUGAUAAUACUUGUAAAGUCUGACAGCGUUCAUCUCUAUUGUAAUCCUGUGAACUACACUUACCUACUGCCCCUCGUGGGCUGUUGGAGAAACUUGCAUUUCCAUUGCAUGUCAGAUGGAGAGUAUGAAGAUGAGGAGGCUGCGGAGGAAUUCAAGAUAGCCAGCUUUGUGAACAUGGUCCGGGACUGUGUCCGAAUAGGAAUUCCUUAUAGCUGCAGAGGUCACCUGCAAACAUUUGACAUGUUUAUAGUUGAGAAGUGGCCCAUUGUGCAAGCGUUUGCCCUGGAAGGCAUAGGUGGUGGCGGAUUCUUUACUAUGAAACACGAGUUAAUGGAUGUCAGUGAGCUGCUUUGGAAGCUUUACAGCAACAUGGACCCUGUUUCCCUAGAGUCCUUGCUAAUGGAGGAUUUGAUCACAUUUGAACAUCAGUGGACAAACUUGUUUUCACAUUUUGAAAUGGAAAUCCCUUUUAUGCUGGAGCUAUCAGAGUGCCAAGCAGGAGAGCCAUUCAGAAGUUAUUUCAGCCAUGGGAUGCUGUCUAGCCAUAUUGCAGAACCCAGUCCCUGCAGGCAGCCUUUUGUUCUCUUCGGCACUCACUCCACUAGAGAAAAUCUGAAGCCAGGCAACUUUAUCUUUCCAUCUGAAGGCCACCUGGUUAGAAACACUGGCCCUGGGGGGAGUACAGCCAAGCACAUGAUGGCUCAGUGUGUUUCCCCAAAAGGACCUCUGGCUUGUUCCAGGACUUACUUUUUUGGAAGUACUCAUAUCCCUUACUUAGGAAAGGAUAAUGACACACAAAAGAAGAAUGAGCACAUUAACCUGCUAUCACAGAUAUAUGCUGCUGUGGUGGAAGCUGUGCUUGCUGGUAUUGCCAGCUAUGCCAAGUCUCUAAGCCCAUCAAAGGCAAAGGAGGCAGCAGAGCAGACUCUCUGGGCCCAGUUGGACUCAAUGAACCUUCUUCAAAUUAAAUCUUCAUUAAGGUCUAAAGUAACAUUUCAAAUUGAAGCUGUGAAUAGUCUUGGAAGGAUUGUGCCAUUGGACGAUGGGUUACAUUUGGUUAAUACAGCCAGCAUGGCAGUGUACGACAUUCCAGACUUACAAAAUGGAAGAGGAUGUUUAGGAUCUAUCGUGUUUUCGGAAUCAUUUUUGAAGUCCCAAGUCAAUGUUAAAGAGAAAGAUGGAACUGUAUCUACAGAUAAAAGCUACACCAUCCUCACUGCUGCUGUUCCACGCUUUCUAUCAUGGCUGGUAGAAGAUAAUGAAGUAAAACUAUCAGAGAAAGCAUUCAGCACAGUGAAGGAACAGAAAUCUUUCCUUGGCAGUUUCCUUGCAAGCAGUGAUGGCGCUUACAUGUGCCCUGGAAGCUUGGAGAUGGGUCCUGAAGAAGGGAAACUGUGUUUCUUUUCUGAUGGCAUUCUGUUUCUUCAUCCUUACCAUGGGAGCAUUACCAUAUCAAAGAAUCACGUGAAUUCUAUUAAACUGUACGAUGGGAAUUCAACCACCGUUGCUGCUGCAGUCGUUGUUGAGUUUAACAGCUCCCUGACUCCACACCUGCCUAUUCAUUUCAGUCGUGCUGCUGGCUUCCUCAUGUUUGCACUUAUGCCCAAGUCAAAGAGCUAUCGGACUUUUUACUCACAGGUCUUCCCUAUUUGGCAGAAGUGUACAGAUAAUUCCGGACUCCAUUUACAAGUAAUUCAAGAAGAUCAACUGUCCACAGACCAGAGACAAAUUUACUUGAACAUACAGAAUUUGUACGAAGCUUUAGCCUAUCCAACAGCAGAAAGAUGGACUCACCUCAAGAUGGCAUCAGCAAGCCUUCCUGGGAUACAAAGUUUCUUUCAGCACCUUGGAGUGAGCAGUGUGGGGAAGGAGCCAAUCCCAAGGGUGCACCUGCCUUUUCUACUGCAGCAUUCUGAACCUGCUACUCCUAAUAACCCAGAGAAUGAAAAGAUGACAAUAACAAUUGUGAGUGGACUGCCGGGGAGUUACUGCAACGAACUCUGUAUUUCACUGGUUUCUUUACAAACGGAAUAUGGAAGCUUCAGAUGGAACGUCUAUCGGCAGCCUGCUGACAGCACGGAGGAUUUUCAGCACUUUCAGAGGCACCUCUCCAGUGUCCUGGAAGUAAAACGGAAGCACGGUGUUCAUAAGGCUGCUUACUUCCGCAGGAAAAUCCGGAUGCUUGUCGUGUUAGACGGAUACUCAGAUGUGCUUGAUGUAGUGCAGGCUCUACAGACUCACUAUGACCCCGAAGUCAGGUCCUCGUUUGUUAUUGGGGCAGUCACCGCCUGUGUGAAUCCCUUGAGCUGCUUCAUGGAACACAGGUUUACAUUUCCAAAAUUCCUGGAGCAGUGCUCACAAGGUAUUGUGAGCAGCGUGGCUAUGACCAGUCUUACUACAGAGCAGAGGCAUCCUAGCUUUGUGCUGGUCCAGAAACUGAUCAGAGCAGCCAACCCUGGGGCUGCAUUUAUUCUAGCAGAAAAGGGAAUAGUUACCAGGAAUGAGGAUAUUGAACUGAUUAUGUCGGACAGCAGCUUUACUAACCCACAGAUGCUGAGAGCUCGCUACCUGAUGUACCCUGGAUGGUUUGAAGGAAAAUUCUCAUCUGGACCUGCUUUCCCGAAGAUUGAUCAGAUCUGUGUGAGGUUCAGCCGUCCCUUAGAAAAAGCACGCUUUAUGACACGAUGCAAAGCAAUCAAGAGCUCUAUAAAGACCUACCCAUUUUUUGGAAACCUAUACCAUAUUGCGGGGAGAGUGUUAUUUUCAGAUUCUGAGCAGAGGGUAGAAGUGUGCCAUGACACGUUAGUCAACUCACUGCGUCUCGCCCCAGUGGAGGAUGGUCCCAGCCCACCUCCUGAUCCAAAACGUGAUCAGCGAGAGACCACUCAGCCGUGUAUGCUGGUUUUUACUGGCUGCUCCCUCAAAGAGGACGACGUGAAGGACUGGCUGAGACAAUGUGCUAAGCAGAAACCGCAGAAGAAGCUUUUGAGAACAAGAGGAACGUUGACUCUUCAGGAAAUGCGCAGUAUCCAUGCAAAGCGUCACCUGGAUCCCCUCCCUGAAGGCUACUUCUACAACGGGACUCAGUUUGUAAACUUCCUUGGAGAGAAAAUGGACCGUCAUCCACUAAUGGAUCAGUUCAUAUACGACUAUAUAAACGAGGCAAACCGAGAGAUAGAAAAGUACAACAAAGAGUUGGAAGCACAGGAUCACUUUGACAUUUUUGGUCAGAAGUUGUGAGAUGAGCCGCUGCCUCGUCCAUCCUCCUUCACUCCAUUUCCACGACGACUUCUGAGCAAAAUCACCAACGUAUCGUCCUACUUCUGUUUGUUACAGGCACCCGCCCUGCAGUUGGCCUUUCUUCUACUGUCCACAUUUACUUUACUUGCCGUAGGCAUCAUUAACUCAGAAGAGCCCUAGUACACUCCAGUGAUUACUAUUAGCCGCAGUGUUGCUAUCGACCCCUAACUUAGCAACAGGUUUGUAUUCGUCUGGUUUGUACAAGUCGCAUUUUCGGGAACCCCCCGUAAAAGGUGGUGAUUUUGAAAUCGUAUUCAAACCAUUUCUUUCAUUCACUUGAGACAUUCUGAGUUGAAGGGUUGUUGAACUUCAAGUAUUUGUAGCUCAACCGCUUUUUGAGUCGGAUCCUCUUAAUGACGCUGUUAAUUCGGUGUAAUAAGACCAAUGUGAAUUUAUGGGCAACUGUACACUUAACAUUCGUCAUGUACACCUGCGCUUAGUUCAGGUAAAUACCAUUGGUGCCAUAGAAUUGUGUUAUCUCUCUGUACAGACUAUGGGCACAUUUAAAAGGAUACUGUCAUGGUUUUUAUGGUGUAGUUUUUAUUUUUAAAUUACACUGCAGAUAAUUCACUCUACAAUAUAAAAUUUCAUUCCUGAA